Laccaria bicolor S238N-H82 is the source of this 1356-nucleotide messenger RNA. RefSeq lists its product as uncharacterized. Lineage: Eukaryota; Fungi; Basidiomycota; Agaricomycetes; Agaricales; Hydnangiaceae. The record is from RefSeq and is a predicted model, not a curated record. Gene Ontology annotation, molecular function: peroxidase activity. Bases 1 to 1161 code for a protein of 386 amino acids. The transcript has 7 exons.
AUGACCCGAAAGGUCAACUGCAUUUUAUAUCUCCUGCGUGUUAACUUCGCUUCUAUUGCCCUGGCAUUAUCUUCCACCACUGUACUAGCAUUCCCAUCAUACGGCUCCCUUGCUGGGCUUUCAGAGGCGGAAUUAGACCGUAUUAUUCCCUUGCUAGAAGCUCGUAACGCUGGCCCUCCUCCUGGACCACUGAAGAAUACUUCAACAAAAUUGGUCAACGACAAGAACCACCCCUGGAAGCCUCUCGGAUAUGGCGAUAUUCGAGGUCCUUGCCCUGGGUUAAACACACUGGCCUCCCAUGGGUGGCUUCCUCGAAACGGCAUCGCUACUCCGGCGCAAAUUGUCAACGCGGUGCAGGAAGGAUUCAAUAUGGGAAAUGAUUUGGCGGUCUUCGUCACAUACGCUGCGCAUCUCGUUGACGGCAAUCAGGUCACGGACUUGCUUAGCAUCGGUGGAAAGACGCCUCAAACAGGCCCUGACCCGCCCGCGCCUGCCAUUGUCGGUGGUCUCAAUACGCACGCCGUAUUUGAAGGUGAUGCAAGUAUGACUCGAGGAGACGCAUUUUUCGGAGAUAACCACAGCUUUAACGAAACACAGUUUGAUGAAUUUUCUGCCUUCAGCAACAAAUUCGGCGGGGGAUACUACAAUUUGAGCGUAGCAGCCGAGUUUAGAUGGCAGCGCAUUCAAGAAUCUAUUGCGACGAACCCAAACUUUUCUCUCAUCUCCCCCCGUUACUUCACGGCGUAUGCCGAGUCCGUGUUUCCCCUGGUAUUCUUCGUCGACGGCCGCGUAUCAGACGGACGGCUUAGCCUACCGAACGCGCGUGGGUUCUUCCAGAAUAGCCAAAUGCCCAAAGACUUCUUCCGGCCCAAUCAGUCUAUCGGCCUCAACGAAAUUGGUGAUGGGAUUAGCGCUAUUGCUAGUGCCCACCCUAUUGCGCCGGGAAAGAACGAGGGAGUUGGGAACUAUGUCCUCGACCCUACAUCUGCGGAUUUCGACCAUUUCUGCUUGCUUUACAUCAACUUCGUCAACCAGACCGUAAAGUCACUCUACCCCAAUCCCAAAGGCGUUUUGCUCGAUGCCUUGAAGAGGAAUCUCAACAAUUUCUACGGCCCACUCAACGGGUCGGAUUGUGAGCAGAUCUUCCCUUAUGGAAAGUAGAAUCUUUCGUCGAAAUACAUCAUGGACCAUUCGCCCUGUGACUUCGCACCUUCCUUUGUUUUGUUUAUUUAAGCAGUUGAUUGAAGUUCAGUAGUGUUCCCAGUGCGUUGGUGUACGACGGCAACUGGGUCGUGUGGUCGUCUCUGAACAACCACACUGCGUCCAAAAUUCCAGCGCAAUGGACUUCAUUAUCCU